This is a messenger RNA of Diorhabda carinulata, 3909 nucleotides long. RefSeq names its product titin-like. Bases 1 to 3909 code for a protein of 1302 amino acids. The record is from RefSeq and is a predicted model, not a curated record. The transcript is spliced from 3 exons. NCBI's taxonomy places the organism in Eukaryota, Metazoa, Arthropoda, Insecta, Coleoptera, Chrysomelidae.
AUGUCUGAUGAUAAUUUACUUAAAACAGAUCAUAAAAUACGACCAAAAAGUGUGGGUAGCAAAGAAAGUGAGCCCGACAGAACAGAUCUAAAAACUAGUACAAAUAAAAUCAAAGAUGUAAAAAAAGGGAAAAGCGAAGAUGAAGAUAUGAGAGUUUCUAUAGAUAACCUCCAUAAGGAACCUCCGAAAUCAAAGAAAAGAGAUAAAAGUAGUGACAUAGAAGAUCAGGAUCAGAAUAAAAAACGUCUGAGAGAAAGAGAUCUUAGAAGCCAAGAUAAACACACCGAAGGAAAAAUAUUUUAUACAAGUAAAACAAAAGAUGGAUUAUUAGACAAUGAAAUAUAUAAAUAUGGUGUAGAGGAAGAACAAACUUCAAAUGGAAUUGAAAAAAAAAAGACUAUAAAAAAGGAAACAGAAACUUCUAGGAGAAUAGGUGAAGCUGACAGGGAUGCAACAAAAAUGAAAGAUGACUAUGGUCAAGAAUAUCGAACAGGAAAAAAAAGAAGUAGAGUAGGAUUGGACAAAAAAAAUUUGAAGAAGGAUAAUGUAACUAUUGAAAAUAAGACAAAGACACAAAAAAUACCUCUCAGUACAGAAGAGCUGAUAAAAAAAGGAGAAGAACAACCAAGGAAAGUGAAAAUGAGAGAUGAUGUCAGAGGUAAAUCGGAAGACCUGCAGGAAACAACAGAAACAAGAAAGAAAAUAUUAGAAAAUCAAAGAAUAGCUUCUGAUAAAAAGGAACUCUUGGAACAAAAACUUAAAACAGAACAAGUUCCAUCAGACAAAGAUGUAGUUAUAGAUCAAAGAGACAAAUCUUUAUCAAAAAAAGACAUGUUUGGCUAUAAAAGAAUGCCCCAAGGGCAAGAAAACGAAGAGAAGUCACUAAAGGAAAAAGUCAAAGCAGAACAAGUUCCAAGAGACAAAUAUUUAGUUGAUAAAGGUGUGACUAAAGAUCAUAGAGACAAAGGGGACUUGAAAAUGAUUCAAGAUAAAAUAUUUCAGGGAGAAAAAGAGAAACGUUCAGAUGAUGAAUUCAGAAUCAAUGAUACCAACAAAAAGGCAAUAAAGAAAAAAGUAGUUGAUGAUAGAGGAAUGAAAUGUACAACAGAAAAGGUAUUGGAAGAGAAACAGAAACAGGUUCAUGAAAUUGGAAUAAUCACUGGUGUAAAGGAUAGGUCAGAAGAACAAACUUUAACUGGUAAUAAUACAGAAGCGCCAAAAGUAAAAGGAGUAGAUGUAAAUUAUCACAUGGAACAAGCAAGAAAAAGUAAAAUAAGAGAUGAUGCUAAAGAUAAAUCAGAAGACCUGGAGGAAACAGCAGAAAGAAGAAAGAAAAUAUUAGAAAAUCAAAGAAUAACUUCUGUGGAAAAGAAUAUACUGGGGAAAAAACGUAAAACAGAACAAGUUCAAGCAGACAGAGAUGUUGCUGUAGAUCAAAGGGACAAAGUUGAAUCAAAAAUGGAAAUGUUUGGGAACCAAAGAAUUCCUCGACAAGAAGAGAAAGCAGAGAAGCAUCCAAAGGAAAAAUUUAAAGCCGAACAGCUUCAAAGAGACAAACAUUUAGUUGAUAAAGGUGUGAAUAAAGAUCAAAGAGACAAAGAGGACUUGAAAAUGAUUGUAGAUAAACGACCUCUUCAAGAAAAAGAGAAACGUUUGGAUGAGGAAUUCAAGACCAAUGAUACAAACAAAGGGGCAAUGAAGAAAACAGUACUUGAAGAUAGGGGAAUAAAAUCUAUGGGGAAAAAGUUGUUGGAAGAGAAACCUGAACAGGUCCAUAAAAUUGAAAUAAUCACUGGAGAAAAGAAUGUUGCUGAAGAACAAACUUUAACUGGUUAUAAAGAAAAAAAGGGGAGAAGGAAAAGUAGAAUAGGGUUAGAAGAAAAAAAUUUGAAGAAAGAUAGAAUAACAAUAGGAGAUAAGGCAAAGGCAGAGAAAACACCUUUCAGUACAGAAGUGCCGAUAAAAAAAGGAGUAGAUGUAAAGUAUCACAUGGAACUAGCCAAAAAAGAGAAAAUAAAAGAUAGAGCUGGAGAGAAGUCAGGAGGACCUCAAGAAACGGAAAUAACAAAAAAGAAAAUAAUAGACACUAAUGGAACAACUCCAGUAGAAAAGAAGCUGAUUAAUAAAAAAUAUGAAACAGUUCAAGAUAAAGAUGUAACUAUAGAUUCUGGAGACAAUUCUAAAUCAAAAAUGGAAAUGUUCAGCUAUAAGAGAAUACCUCUAGAAGAAGAUAAAGAAGAAGGGCCACUAAAGGAAAAGCUCCAAGCAAAACAAGUUCAAAGAGACAAAGAUUUAGUUGAUAAAAGUAAGACUAAAGACGAAAGAGGCAGAGAGGAUGCGGAAGCUACAAAAAAGAAAAUAUUAGACACUAAUAGAACAACUUCAGCAGAAAAGAAGCUAAUGAAUAAAAAAUAUGAAACAGAUAAAGAUGUAACUGUAGAUGCAGGAGAUAAAGCUAAAUCAAAAAUAAAAAAGUUUAGCUAUAAGAGAAUACCUCAAGGGACAGAGCAAGAAGAGGAGCCACUAAAGGAUAAAUUGAUCGGGGAUGAAAGAUUCCAACAAGAAAAUGAUAAGAGUAUUGAUGAAGAAUCCAGAACCAAUGAUGCCAACAAAGAAGUAAUAAAGAAGAAGGAAGUCGAUGAUAGGAGAAUCAAAUCUGCAGAAGAAAAUGUGCUGGAUUAUAAACAUGUCACUAAAAAGGAUAUAAUUACUGGAGAAAAAGAGGUGCCUGAACAAUAUAAAGAAAGUAGAAAAACGGCUGGUGAUCCAGCUUCAAUGCUAAAAGUGGGAAAAGGUCUUGGAAAAGAGCAUUUAGCUGAACAGGCUAAAAAGGAACAACUUCUAUUUGACCAACAGACAAAAUAUAAUGGACAAAUAGAUCGAGAAAAGAAAGCAUUACAACAAAAUAUACUUGAAGAUAAAGACUUGAGUCCAUUAGAGAAGAAUAUCUUCAAAGGAAAGUUUAGAGAAAACCAAGACCAAAUAAGGACUGAUGGCAAAAAAUUAAUAUCUAAAGAUCAAGAAGUGUUGAAUGAUAAAUUGAGAAAAGAUAAGAAUAGAAAAGAACGGUUGGAGAAAAUAGUUUUGGGAGAAGAAGCAAUAACAUCAACAGAAAAGAAAGUAAUAGACAAUGCUCGAGAAGACCUAAUGCUGGAUGUCAGAGAACAAAGAGAUAAAGAUGGGCUGAAGAGAAAAUUGAUUGGUGAUAGAAUUCAAUCACCUCGGGAAGAAAAGAUGUUGGGGAAAGCUGAAAAUGAAAAAUUCAGGAAACAGUUGGUUGAAGCUGAAGAGCCACUUAUGUCGGCACAAAAAGUGGCCUUGAAACAACGAACACUUGGGGAUGAAGAACUUACCAAUACUAAAAGAGAAAGUGAUGAAUUGAAACAGAAAAUUUUUGGAGGGAAAGAAAAGAUUUCGGAGAAAGUAAAAAAUUCAGAAGAGAUGUAUCAAGCCAAGUGGCCACAAAAAGCUAAAUUAGUUGUAGAUGAAAUUUUGGAAAAUGAUAAAGAUUUGAAACAGAAAAUUUUUGAUGACAAGAAAUUCAUACUUGAAGAAGGGAAAACGAUAGAAGAUAAAUCAAAAGCAAAAAAAGUUAUGAAAUUGCCAACUUCAGAACAGAUAUUACAUGGAUCAGAUAAACUUUCAAAAGAUGAACCGAAAAUAACAAUAUUGAACGAUAGAAAACUAAUAGCAAAAGAAGAGCAGAUGUUGGAUGAACAACUGGAAAAGGAAAAUGCUGUAAAACUGAGAAGUUUUGGAGAGAAAAAGAGUUUAAGAAAAUACGAGGAAAAAAGGGAGGACAUAAAAAAGUCUUUAAAUGACUAUAAACAAUUAAUACCAAAUGAAGAAAUGGAAAAAACAUUGAUAUUUGGUGAAAAAAAAUGCCCCUAUCUGAGGAAAAAAUGUUGA